AUGUCAGAAUUCCUGGCCGAUCCUGGAGGCAGUCGCUGGAAGGACGGUCAGUUCAACGACAAGCUGCACAAGCGUCUUGGCACAAGUUAUGACUCGUACAUCGCCACCAUCGAUGAACUACGGAAAACGACCGAUAUGUUUAAGCAACGGUUAAAGCUGGAUCCAGAUGGGAAACAAAAAUUCAAGGAUGAAGCAAACUUCAGAAAGUACUACAAGCGUUUGGAUUUCAGUCUGAAGAAGGCCGACUAUGACGACCUGAUGAGUUGUUUACGUCGGGCUAAUUCAUCACUUAACCGCAUGACAACACAGACAAUCUCUUUAGAAGGUCUACAGACUUCAGAAAAUCCGUAUCGUCCUCCAAUGCCCAGGUUUGAUGUAAUAAAGGAGCAUGCUCAAGGAGUUCACUACGCGUUAGAGUCUGGGUGGCAGUGCCCAUGCCAUGCCGACCAUGGCGUUCAUCUGCGCCUAGAGCACCGUAUGGAUCAGAUUCAGAACGAAGAAAGUGACGAAGAUGAGUCUGUCCAGGAGCCUUUUCAUGUGGUUUUCCGCUAUGAUCACCACAGUCUAACGAGCAACAACCCGAUCCCGCCCACCAAGAAACCAUGGAACUGGGAGGAAGUAGAUGUUCAGGUUACUAUUCGCAGUGAACCCUCGCCUGGAAACCCAAAAACCUUGGCUGCUGGCGCCAAAGGCGUUCGAUUCGCGAAACAAGCCAAGACCGCUGUCCAAGCAGCUUUGGGACCAACCCGCAACAUGCAGCCCAUCCAGAGUCUAUGUGCGACCAUUAGCACAUUACAGCCGCCACAGAGGGAGAUAUGUCUGUCUCUCCUAGUGAACGAAUACGCAAAAAAAAAGCAUAGUAUACUCAUCUACCCUUCCAAGAGCCCGCCACGAGAUACUGAGAGUUGGUCAAUCCGGGAUCUUCCGAGCGUGCUCACGGAUCCACGCUUCUCUCGCCGCUAUCGUAUACGACUGGCAGUCACUCUAGCUUCCAGCGUGCUGCAAUUACAUCAAACUCCCUGGCUCGCAGACAAUUGGAGAAACUCAGAUAUCCUCUUCAUCGAAAGAUCGGGCAACACCGCCUACACUGAUCCAUUCGUACUGCAGAACGCUGUAGGCGAAAAUCAAGCACGCGCUGCUUCUCUUCCACCUCUCAUGAAAUUGAUCAUUCGAAAUCAGGCCCUUUAUGCACUGGGCAUUGUGCUCAUCGAGCUUUGGUUCGGAAAGCCAUUAUCCGAAUACCAUAAACCAGAGGACGGGCUAUCAGGGACAGGCGAUGUACAGACAGACCUUAUCACAGAGCUUGCUACCGCAAACAGGCUUGUGGAAGAGCUUCGCGACGAUGCCGGAGGUAAUUACGCAGACGCAGUCCGCAGAUGUCUCAGCUGUGACUUCGACUGUCGUUUCAAAACGCUCGAUGACGUUGCGUUCCUCAAAGCGGUGUUUCAAGGCGUAGUAGCGCAGGUCAAGGACACGUUUGACUAUAUGUUCCGGACGAGAUCUUGA
Messenger RNA from Didymosphaeria variabile, 1506 nucleotides. RefSeq lists its product as uncharacterized. Lineage: Eukaryota; Fungi; Ascomycota; Dothideomycetes; Pleosporales; Didymosphaeriaceae. The coding region runs from base 1 to 1506 and encodes 501 amino acids. The record is from RefSeq and is a predicted model, not a curated record. The transcript has a single exon.